CGAUGAUUAUAUUGCCUAAUGAAAAAAACCUAAUUGAUCAAAAUUUUAUUGAAUACUUUUUAUUGGUCGAUCAUGGCAUUCCAAUGCUGCGAAUCAGUUUGUCCGAUAUAAAUUCAAAAGCAAAACUAGAAGACAACUUUUUAUUCAUCAAUGAUUAUGAAAUUUCUGUGGCUUACUUUCGUUCCGGCUACAAUCCUGAACACUACCCUACCGAACUUGAGUGGAACGCACGUAGAAUUAUAGAGAAGUCUCAAGCAAUUUCCUGUCCCUCCGUAGCCUAUCAACUUUCGGGAACCAAGAAAGUUCAGCAGAUGUUGUCUUCUAGAGAAACUUUAUCAAAAUUCAUAAAAGAUGAAUCAAAAAAAGAAGCGCUCAUGGAAAUUUUUAUGACUAUGUAUCCUGCCAAUGAGAGUGCAGUAAAAGAAGCUUUAUGCAAUCCUAGCAAAUUUGUUAUGAAACCCCAACGGGAGGGCGGAGGCAACAAUUUUUAUGAUGAAAAUUUGGUAAAAAUUUUAAAAAACGCCACAGAAGAACAGAAAAAAGAAUAUAUAUUAAUGGAAAAAAUAAAUUCAAAGCCUCGGGCUGGUCACGUGGUCAGAAAUGGUCAGCUUUCGAGCUCUCGAUUAGUAUCAGAGCUUGGGAUUUUUGGCUCGAUUUUUGUCAAUGAGAAAGGAGACGUUCUUUAUAAUAAAGCGUUUGGGCAUCUUCUUCGCUCCAAAUGUUACAGUGAAAAUGAUGGAGGAAUCGCUGCCGGAGUGGCCAUCAGGGUCCAGAAUCCUACGUCAAGCGGUAUACCACGCGAACAUGAAGAUACUCUGUGCUACGCAAGGUGCCAAUCGGAGUCGAACGACAAAGGAAAAAGACUUAACGGGCGUGUUAAUUCUCACACUAAUAUGAAAGCCCCUAUGGUACAGGUAAGGCGUGCCUAUAUAUACGCCAUCGCCUGCGUCCCUAUUCCUUACGGCUACCCGUGGGUGGAAAAGUCCUGCUGCUUAGGAGGGACAAGUACUUUGGCGAGCCAUCAAACCACUGGAUUUACAGAGUCACUAAGUGAAGAUAGAUUAAACUUACAUCAGUACGGACCUAAGUCGGUCACUAAAGCAUCUAGAACCGAUGCAAACAGCAGUCCUGUUUUAAGGCCCAGCGAAGUUAUAGAAGAACAAUACAAGAGUUUGGACGUGGUGAAAUUAAAUGGGAAACCAAAGUGCCCCGAUGAAGAGCCAAUGGAAUAUAUAGAAUUAACAAAACCAUAA
This is a messenger RNA of Zophobas morio, 1253 nucleotides long. RefSeq names its product glutathione synthetase-like. Bases 3 to 1253 code for a protein of 416 amino acids. The record is from RefSeq and is a predicted model, not a curated record. NCBI's taxonomy places the organism in Eukaryota, Metazoa, Arthropoda, Insecta, Coleoptera, Tenebrionidae. Gene Ontology annotation, biological process: glutathione biosynthetic process. Gene Ontology annotation, molecular function: glutathione synthase activity; ATP binding; glutathione binding. The transcript is spliced from 12 exons. Gene Ontology annotation, cellular component: cytosol.